AUGUCACGUACAGUUCCUCACACUAGCUCAGUGCCAUCUGGCAGCAAAGAGUCAUUCCAGGGUUGGGUAUGGUGGAAGGUUGCCGGUGAGGGCAGUGAAAAGGAAAGCGAGUAUUUCCAUGGUGAUUUUGUCUACUGGAUGGACAACUCCAAGUUAGGUGAGGACCUGGACUUUGCCAACACCCUGGUGCAGAAAGCGGGGAAGGGCAAAAUAACCCAUAUUGGGCCCAAACUACCACCUUUCAAUGAGGAGAAAGUGACCCUGGAGGUCUACUGGGAUGCUACUAUCCCAGCCAUUGCUAACAGGAUUUCGGAGGAACUCCACCAACACCUCCUUUCAUCUUUGAAAGUCUACCCUCAUGAGCUGAUCCGGCUCAAAGGGAUCACUGUUGUUAGGCCUUCUGUGGACAUAAAGUAUUCAUGUCCUGUGAUAAAUUCUGUUUUUGACGAAGCUGCCUUCUCUGCAGCUGCAGCUGGGGAUGUUGUUCCCGAUUUUUAUGAGGGUUGUUAG
This is a messenger RNA of Cantharellus anzutake, 510 nucleotides long. RefSeq lists its product as uncharacterized. The coding region runs from base 1 to 510 and encodes 169 amino acids. The transcript is spliced from 7 exons. The record is from RefSeq and is a predicted model, not a curated record. NCBI's taxonomy places the organism in Eukaryota, Fungi, Basidiomycota, Agaricomycetes, Cantharellales, Hydnaceae.